Messenger RNA from Colletotrichum fioriniae, 777 nucleotides. The record is from RefSeq and is a predicted model, not a curated record. NCBI's taxonomy places the organism in Eukaryota, Fungi, Ascomycota, Sordariomycetes, Glomerellales, Glomerellaceae.
AUGGUCCCCGCACCUCUAAGCAUCAUCAAGCGAUCCAAGGUUGAUGCUAGCCGCAAAGUGAAGGGUCCCGCCACCUUACGCUCUCGUGGGAACAAAAGGCCGACUGAACGCAGAGACAUCGAGCAUGCUAGAAGACAACAAACCAGGCUGCAUCUGGAUUCGCCUCCACUCCUCGGUCCUCUCUUCGACGAGAGCGCAUUUGGGACCCCUACGGUUCCCUUUCCACCCACUUUCGAGCCUCCUCAGCCCCUAUUCCCGUCACCGAAUUCAAUCGCUUACCUCGAGCACGAGCCUGAUAAGGGGACCGACCUCGACACUGAUGAUAUCUCCACGGCGAUUGAGGCUCCUUCUGGUGCUACUGAUGUUUCUCAGUGGGAUGAAGAAGAUCCCAUUGACUUCUUGCUCGGCCCCAUCGAUAAUACGCCGCCUCCCGUGCCACCACACAGGGUGCUCCUCCAGCCGCAACGCCCCUUGUUGAACCAAGGCGUUGUACUCGACUGGCCGAGAGACUCGGAAACUGCCAGCGGUAUCCAAGAUGCAAGCAGCCAUAGCGAGGUUGAUGCUCCUCGUCCCCGUCGUGUUCGAGACGUUGAUGCCAGUAGCAAUGGCGAAUCUGAUACCCCUUGCCCACUUCGUGCUCAAGACGUCGAUGCUCGCGUCAAUGCCGGCAUCGAUGCUCUGAUCUACCCGAUUGUGCAGCCCGAGAGCGACUUCGUGUAUUAUGAAGAUGACUCCCUUCACGAGGUCAUGACUGCUAUGAGCAGCUUCGGCUCCUAG